Messenger RNA from Phodopus roborovskii (desert hamster), 1250 nucleotides. RefSeq names its product chromosome unknown C19orf38 homolog (gene CUNH19orf38). NCBI's taxonomy places the organism in Eukaryota, Metazoa, Chordata, Mammalia, Rodentia, Cricetidae. The record is from RefSeq and is a predicted model, not a curated record. The coding region runs from base 194 to 916 and encodes 240 amino acids. The transcript has 9 exons.
UGAACCAAGACAGGGCAAGGCUUCACUCACGUGUGCACCCCAUCAGCCUUUCGAGACUCACUGACCAACAGCACACCCUGAGGGCUCUCCAAGGUGAAGUCCACAUCCAGCCCAGCACCUCCAAUCACCUGAAGAGCAGGGCUGGCAGGGAGCCCCACAUCCUUGUGACCUCAGCCAGCUUUCCCAGCCCUACAUGGAAAGAGAGAUGCCCUGGACCAUUCUGCUGUUUGCAUCUGGCUCCUUGGCCAUUCCUGCACCAUCCAUAUUCCUGGUGCCCCCCUACCCUAGCAGCCAAGAUGAUCCCAUCUACAUCUCGUGUACAGCCCCAGAGGACUUCCUAGGGGCCAAUUUCACCCUGUUCCAAGGGGGAGAGGUGGUCCAGCUUCUGCAGGCCCCCUCAGAUCAGCCUGGUGUGACAUUCAGUGUGACGGGCAGUGAGACUGCUGGGGGGAACUUCCGCUGUCAGUUCAGUGUGAUGGGAGAGCACAGCCAGCCCCAGCUGUCAGACCACAGCCAGCCAGUACAUGUCUCCUUCCCAGUCCCUACCUGGAUCAUGGUGUUCUCCCUGAGCCUGGCUGGAGCAGCCCUCUUCCUCACAGGGCUGGUGGCUGUCGCCGUGGUGGUGGUCAGGAAAGCUAAAAUAAGGAACUUACAGAAGCAGAGAGAGCGUGAAUCCUGCUGGGCUCAGAUCAACUUCACCAACACAGCUUACUCUGUGGUGGCUGCAAAGAAGCAGGAGAGAAUCCCGGAAUUUGGACCCCAAGUCUUUCUGCAGGACAUGUCCUUUGAUAACUCUCUGUUUGCCAUCUCCAUGAAAAUGACUCAGGAAGACCUGGACGAGCAUCAAAAGAGGCCCACCUCUACAUCCUCCUCUGCGGCGCUCCCUGAGUUCAGCACUUUCCGGACCUGCCAGUGAGGCAGAGGAGCGAAGACUGCUUGUUCUCUGUCUCACUCCUCACAGCUGCACAAGCCGAACAUCUGUCCAGAGACUUGGUAGUGGGGAGGGGUUAAGCCAAGGCUUUCUAAGAGGAUAGACUGGCCAGAGGAAAUGGACUUCCGGUGUUGUGACCUUCAUAGAAGACAAGAGAAAUAGGUUAUCAGUCUAGAGGCUGGAAAGAAAGCCAGAGCCGCUUUGUAGAUUCCCUGGAUUGGUCAGAUCCCAUCUGGACACCCAGUCUACAUUCUGUACCUCUUCUCCUGUGCUUCCCCAGCUGCACCCAACUUUCAGACUGGGUUUUUUUUUUUGGGGG